Capsaspora owczarzaki ATCC 30864 is the source of this 972-nucleotide messenger RNA. Its product is annotated as solute carrier family 25. The record is from RefSeq and is a predicted model, not a curated record. Lineage: Eukaryota; Filasterea; Ministeriida; Capsasporidae. Gene Ontology annotation, molecular function: S-adenosyl-L-methionine transmembrane transporter activity. The transcript has 5 exons. Bases 10 to 816 code for a protein of 268 amino acids. Gene Ontology annotation, cellular component: mitochondrial inner membrane.
UUGUCCAGUAUGCCGGCUGCAGACGCGACCCAUCUCACGCUGCUGACUGCAGGCGCGUUUGCCGGCGCAUCGGUCGACCUCGCGCUCUUCCCGCUCGACACACUCAAGACGCGCCUGCAAUCGCAAGCUGGCUUUGUGCGAUCGGGCGGCUUCCGCGGUGUCUACGCCGGGGUCGCGCCCGUCGCCAUCUCGUCCAUGCCGGGCUCGGCCGUGUUCUGGCUCGUCUAUGAGAACUUGUCAUCGACGUUGAAGCCGCUCGUUGGCGCUCAGUACGCACCAGUCGCUCAAAUGGCUGCAGCAUCCUGUGGCGAAGUUAUUGCCUGCGUGGUUCGCGUGCCGUCGGAAGUCGUCAAACAGCGAUUGCAGGCUGGCGUUCACAAGAACAUGGUCGCUGCUGUGCGACACAUCCUCCAGACGGACGGCAUCGCUGGCUUUUACCGAGGGUACUCAUCAACGAUUCUGCGCGAGGUCCCCUUUUCGUUCAUUCAGUUCCCCAUUUAUGAGGCUGCCAAAGCUUGGCUGCAGAGGGGUCGCGACACACAAAUCACUCCCCAAGAAGUGGCGCUCUGCGGCUCGUUCGCAGGAGGCAUCGCUGCUGCGGUCACCACACCAUUGGAUGUUGUGAAGACUCGCAUCAUGCUUUCCAAGGAUAAGAAGCUUCGUGUGAUCAACACCUUCCGGAGUAUCAUUGCCGAGGAAGGCGUUGGGCGAUUGUUCAGUGGAAUCACGCCUCGUGUCGGAUGGAUUAGCGUCGGAGGGUGCAUUUAUUUCGGAGCGUACGAAUUUGCCAAGCAACAGCUAUCAAAGCACCUGUAGCUGUGUUCUUGGCUCUGCCCUGGAACGUUGGAGUAAUCGAUUGAAUGAUUUUGUAAUUUCGUACUGUACUUUUUUUGAGACUUGCCAUGCAAACUCGGGCGAAAGGCGAGUUCAAGGCUUUGCAUCAACCACAAGUAAUACAGUAAUCUGAGACAC